AUGCUGCCAACAGUACGAUUGCUCACACGACAAAGACCGUUUCGGCUGACCUUGUACACGGGGGCAGACUGCCAACUAUGCCAAGUGAUGCAGCACGAGAUCAACAAAGCUUCCAAGACAAUACCGAUCGAACUGGCGACGUACAACAUCAGAGACGACUCAUUGCCGGAUGUUCACACGUGGAGACGCAAGUAUCAGUACGAUAUCCCCGUGCUACAUCUCGGCGAGAGAGAGCUUUUUCGACACCGCGUGACAGCAGAGCAGCUGAUACAGAAGCUGCAACGGGAGCCAGAACAGGCAGCAGACGACAAUGCAAGCGAGACAUGA
This is a messenger RNA of Kalmanozyma brasiliensis GHG001, 327 nucleotides long. Its product is annotated as Glutaredoxin-like protein. The transcript is spliced from 2 exons. NCBI's taxonomy places the organism in Eukaryota, Fungi, Basidiomycota, Ustilaginomycetes, Ustilaginales. Bases 1 to 327 code for a protein of 108 amino acids. The record is from RefSeq and is a predicted model, not a curated record.